This is a messenger RNA of Heterobasidion irregulare TC 32-1, 3041 nucleotides long. RefSeq names its product glycosyltransferase family 2 protein. The coding region runs from base 79 to 2757 and encodes 892 amino acids. The record is from RefSeq and is a predicted model, not a curated record. Lineage: Eukaryota; Fungi; Basidiomycota; Agaricomycetes; Russulales; Bondarzewiaceae. Gene Ontology annotation, cellular component: cell periphery; cell septum. Gene Ontology annotation, molecular function: chitin synthase activity. The transcript has 14 exons.
CAUCGUUGUACCAUUACCAUCCUCGCCGUCGUCGCCUGCGUCUUCCUCACCAUCUUUCACGACAGCGACUGACUUCCCAUGGCGGAUCGCCCUCCCCUUCCCUCUGUCUCACACGAAGGCGCACACUACGGCGACCCGUUCGCGGACAGGCCGCGACAGCUACAAUUCCAAGAUGCUGAGCCCCAACCAUACGACAGCCAAGUUUCUCUCGCACAAGACUUUGGUGGUCGAGGAGUCAACUAUUCAGACGAGGAUCUCGUCGAAAAGCUUCCAUUGACUUCUGGGGAAGGGUUUUCUGGUGGCUUCUAUCCUCCUGGGCCCAUUGACCCAGCAGCCUAUGGAGAUCCCUACGCUAGACCGAUGUCCAGCGUCUCCUCCGUUUCGAACGGUGUAGACAGCGCCUGGCGUCGUCGCCAAACCAUUAAACGUGGUGUCACCAAGAAGGUCAAGUUGACGAAGGGCAAUUUCAUCACCGAGUACCCUGUGCCCACCCCGGUCUACAGCGCCAUCGAGGCCAAAUGGACAGCUGGCGUCAAGACGACAGAGUUCUCUCAUAUGCGCUACAGUGCAGCUACCUGUGACCCCGACGAGUUUUCGGAGGCUACCGGCUGGUCCUUGCGCACGAAGAUGUAUAAUCGGGAGACCGAGCUCCUCAUUGCCAUCACCUCGUACAACGAGGACAAGACACUCUACGCGCGCACCUUGCACGGUGUCAUGUUGAAUAUCCGUGACAUCUGCAAGACCAAGCAGUCCAAGUACUGGCGGCGCAGCGCAGAGGAAGGUGUUCCUGGCUGGCAGAGAAUCACCGUUGCCCUUAUUGUUGAUGGUUUGGAGGCAAUGGACAAAACUGUCUUGGACCUUCUCGCAACUGUCGGUGUUUAUCAGGACGGUGUCAUGAAGAAACAGGUUGAUGGCAAGGAUACCGUCGCUCACAUCUUUGAGUACACCACCCAAAUCUCAGUGGAUGCUUCUCCACAAUUAGUUAUCCCACAUGGUGAUGAUCCUAACAACUUGGUUCCCGUUCAAAUCAUCUUCGUCUUGAAGGCGAAGAACCAGAAAAAGAUCAAUUCUCACAGGUGGCUCUUCAAUGCCAUUGGCAAGAUGUUACAGCCGGAAAUCUGCGUCUUGAUUGACGCUGGAACAAAACCAGGACACAAGUCUAUCUACUACCUAUGGGAGGCCUUCUACAACGACGUCAAUCUUGGUGGCUGCUGUGGUGAAAUCUAUGCCAUGAUCGACAAGGGCAAGAAGCUCCUGAACCCAUUAGUCGCUGCUCAGAAUUUUGAGUACAAGAUGUCAAACAUAUUGGACAAGCCUCUCGAGAGUAGUUUUGGCUAUGUCUCGGUAUUGCCUGGUGCCUUCUCUGCCUACCGAUUCCGUGCUAUCCUUGGUCGUCCUCUCGAGCAGUACUUCCACGGCGAUCACUCGCUGGCGGACCGUCUUGGCUCUAAGGGUAUCUAUGGCAUGAACAUCUUCACCAAGAACAUGUUCUUGGCUGAGGAUCGUAUCCUCUGUUUCGAGCUUGUCGCUAAGGCCGGGGCUAGAUGGACCUUGACAUAUGUCAAGCCCUCGAAAGCUGAGACCGAUGUGCCCGAAAGUGCUGCUGAGCUGAUUGGUCAGCGUCGUCGAUGGCUGAACGGUUCCUUCGCCGCCUCUGUUUACGCUCUCGUUCAUUUCUUCCGAUUCUACAAGUCAGGCCAUGGCAUCAUUCGGAUGUUCUUCUUCCAUGUACAGGCUCUUUAUAACAUCUUUUCGCUCAUUUUCUCAUGGUUUGCUCUGGCAAAUAUCUGGCUUACGUUCAGCAUCAUCAUCGAGCUCUUGCCAUCACAAGGUAUCGUUAUUUUCGGUGGCAACAACAGCACCGGUCUAGAGAUCACUCAUUGGGUAAACCUGGCAUUCAAAUGGCUAUAUCUUGCUUUCCUGGCCCUACAGUUCGUGUUAGCACUGGGUAAUCGACCAAAAGGAGAAAAGAUGGCGUAUACUAUCACUCUAUACGUUUAUGCCCUUUUAUCAGUGUAUCUCUUAGUAUGUUCGUGGGCUUUAACCAUCAAGGCAUUCAUCAAUAUACCGAGCGAGUUGAAGAAUAAGACAACGGCCCAAGUAAUCGAGACAUUUUUCACCCCGCCAGUCGGUGCUUUGAUCGCCGCCAUGGUGUCGACAUUUGGUAUCUACCUCUUUGCAUCGUUCCUCUAUCGUGACCCGUGGCACAUGUUCUCAAGUUUCUUCCAAUACUUGUGCCUGGCUCCUAGCUUCACCAACGUCCUCAAUGUCUAUGCGUUCUGCAACUUGCACGACGUGUCAUGGGGCACCAAGGGGAGCGAUAAGGCUGAAGCGUUGCCGUCGGUUUCGUCUUCCAAAGCAAAGGAUGCCGAUGCGCAGGUAAUAGAAGAUACGGAGCGUGUUCAGGAAGAUCUCGACGCCAUCUUCAAAGAGACUGUCACGCGUGCGGUGUCGAAACUUGAGGUUAAGGAUGAGGUUGAAAAGCCAACAAUGGACGAUCAAAACAAGACUUUCCGUACGCGCUUGGUCGCAUUCUGGAUGCUCUCGAACGCGGCGCUGGCCGUAGCCAUUGAGAACAUCAAUGGUCUUACGGACGACACAGACACAACGACAGAUGAGCAAGAGCUGCGUACCAAGCAAAAUAUCUACUUCGCUGUCAUCCUUUAUUCCACCUUCGCUCUCUCCGUCGUCCGGUUCGCUGGGUGCCUUUUCUACUUCUUCAAGCGCAACUUAUUCCGCUGCUGCCGAAGAUCUUAACCGGACGUUCUUACUCCACGCGCUAUGACUUACAGAUUUAACUUUUCCUUCCCUGCAUUGUUCCCGAUCCAGAGGACGUUUUAGGUAACGAUAUAACUUUACGUGACGGCAUCAUCUAUACCAUUGAUACACAUGAAUACCCACCCCUUGUAGGGGAAAGGGUUACUGCAUAAUGAUUUACUUCUCUGUCUUGAUGCCUUGAUGUCUUGCUAGUCGCAGAAGUUACUGGUUCCAAUGUUCAAUCCAAACAUCUGUUCAUGAAUACAUCCCUGCAAACUCAUGCC